GGAGGCUGGCGGAGUGGGGAGUCGGUGAGCGUCACAGCCAGGAGAGCAGGUUUACUAGAACAAAGGGUCAGAAUAGCAGUUCCGUUUCUGCUGAAUAUGGUGACCAUAAAUUUACAGCCACACCAACCUGCCUGCUCAUGUGGCCAUUUCAGUAACAGCUGGACUGUAGAGGCAUGGAAAAUGCAAGUGGAUUUCAUGGAGACAGGGAAAAGCAAGGGGAUCAAGGGGCUUUGCAAGGAGGUGAUUAUUCACAGUGCCGAACCACCGAAUCCGAACUCCAGGCUCAUCUUUGCUUUCUCCCUUACAGCUCCUGUGGCCGGGACACCUGCGGAUCUCCCGAAGGCUGUGGUGGACCUCGAGCCCCCCUGGAUCAACGUGCUCCGGGAGGAUUAUGUGACUCUGAGGUGCCGGGGGUCCCUCUCGCCUGAGGACACCCCCACCCAGUGGUUCUUUAACGGGAGCUCCAUCCGGACCCAGGUCCGGCCACGCUACGGCUUCAAGGCCAGCAGCAGCCACAGGGGGGACUACAGGUGCCAGACCGACCAGACCAGCCUCAGCGACCCUGUGCAUCUGGAUGUGAUUUCUGACUGGCUGCUGCUCCAGACCCCUCGCCUGGUGUUCCAGGAGCCGGAGCCCAUCCUGUUGAGGUGCCACAGCUGGAAAAACAAGUCUCUGUACAAGGUCACAUUCUUCCAGGACGGAAAACCCAGGAAAUUUUCCCAUAUGAAUUCCAGCUUCUCCAUCCCUCGAGCGAACGUCAGUCACAGCGGCUCAUACCACUGCACCGGGGUCAUAGGGCAGAUGCGGCACUCGUCCCGGCCUCUGACCAUCACUGUUCAAGGGUCCAGCUCGAGCCACUCCUCGCUGGUGACGAUAGCUGUGGCUGUGGUCAUAGGGAUUGCCACAGUGGCCAUUCUUGCUGCCAUAGUAACCUGGCUCCAUCUCAGGCAAAAGCGGACUUCAGCUCUCCUAGGAACCCCUGAGAGCAGGGAAAUGGGAGAGGCCUUCCCUGAGGAGCCAGGUGAGUGCAGCUCCCCCUUGGGGACUCAUGACACCCCACCUGGGGCUGCCAGACGGACUGACAGCAAGAAGUGGCUUGUAAUUCCGAGCGUGGCACACAGGGGCCCUUUGUGUCCGCGGGAUGAGUGAAGAGACUAGAUGCAUUGUCUCAGACUCCCCCCCCACUUCCUGAGGAAUGCGGCUUUGCAAAUACUGAGGCUGCUUUUUACUGGCAAAGUGAGUUUACUGGCAAAAACCAGGAGGGAAUGCGGUGUGUUUUAGAUACUCACUGGGGAAAGUACUGGCUAGGUAGCUGGCUUCCUUCUCUCCUUCCCUCCAACCUCGUUUACUCACUCUCACUGUCUUUCUUUUUAAUGUCGUGCAGUUUCAGAUUCCUCCUAGUCCCAACAAAGACACACGACAUGUGGCCAGUGUGGAAACUGGCCUUUUAUCCCUGAAGUCUGACGCUGGCAAAAAUCUGGACUUGCCUUCGCCCUGACCCUGACCACCCCUCACCUCUUCCCCAGUAUGGCAGAUUCCCCCGAAAGCUUUCUUCUAGGAAAACGCGGCAGCUCUCUGAAAAGAGCGCGGCACAGAUGAUUGCUCCCCUUUGCCAGUGUGGGGGAGGCCGUGUCGGGGGCACGGAGGGCGGGCGGCGGGCAAGGCGCUUGGCCUGCGGGCCUGAGCCGGGGUCGGCCGUCCUGGCCUCGGGUCUGCUUUGGGCUCUGUUUCUGCAGCUUCAGCAGCAGCGCAGGUAGGCCCUCCUCCUGGCAGUGCCCUCCCUGACCUCUGUCCUC
Molecule: messenger RNA, 1796 nt
Organism: Manis pentadactyla (Chinese pangolin)
Lineage: Eukaryota; Metazoa; Chordata; Mammalia; Pholidota; Manidae
Product: low affinity immunoglobulin gamma Fc region receptor II
Exons: 6
Coding region: 97-1149 (350 amino acids)
Biological process (GO): cell surface receptor signaling pathway
Molecular function (GO): transmembrane signaling receptor activity
Source: RefSeq, a predicted model, not a curated record